AUGGUCACGCAGAAUCCACCCAAGAAGCGAAAGGAUCCCGGCGCACCAAUCUCCCCACCUCCCCUCAAAAAAACCGUCAAGAGCACUACUACAAGAUUUUUUACACCAGCUUCUCAGAAACCGAAAGAUCGAACGGUGUGGUCAGAACGGAGCCCUGCAGAGGAUGUUCCCGCAACACUGCUAGUUGGCAGAUACCAGCCGGAAAAUAACGACAAAGAAUCCCCGUCCAAGCGAAGAAAGAUAGCUGCAUUCGAUCUCGACUCGACUCUCAUUACUACCUCAUCGGGAAAGAAGCAUGCGUCUAACGCGGCAGAUUGGAAGUGGUGGGAUAACACAGUCCCGGAUCGACUGCGAGAGCUGUAUGAGAAGGAGGACUACCAUGUGGUGAUCCUUUCAAAUCAGGCCGGAUUAACAUUACACUUUGACGCAAACUACAAAGGUCCAAAAGCUAAUGCUCAGAAACGCGUCGCUGAAUUUAAACAAAAGUGCAGCGCUGUAUUGACCAGCCUUGAUCUCCCAAUGACGGUCUAUGCUGCCACAGCGAAAGACAUUUAUCGGAAACCUAGGAGGGGUAUGUGGAAAGAAGUCUGCGACGACCUCGAAAUUUCUGAGGACGAAGUAAAUUUGAAGGACAGUUUUUUCGUUGGCGAUGCAGGUGGUCGAAUCGCUAGUCUUGGCAAAGGAGCCAAUGGAGCCGCAGCAGCGGUAGCAAAAGACUUUAGCUGCUCUGAUCGAAAUUUGGCACAUAAUAUCGGCAUUGACUACUUGACACCCGAAGAGUUCUUCAGAGGAGAGAAGCCCAGAGAUUUUAACCGCGAGUUUGACCUAGGGAGCUAUAUAUUACCGGAGGAGGACGGCAUUAUCGACGCUGAAGACGUGUAUGAGCGGAAAAAUGAUCAAGACGUCGUCUUGUUUUGUGGCCCUCCUGGAGCCGGAAAGAGCACCUUUUACUUCAACGUCCUCAAGCCCCUCGGGUAUGAGCGAGUGAACCAAGAUACACUAAAGUCUCGCGACAAGUGCAUCCAAGUUGCCAGAGAGUUGCUUAAAGACGGCAAAUCUGUAACUGUCGACAACACCAAUGCAGAUCCCGACACACGAGCUCUAUGGAUUGACGUAGCUAAAAAGGCCGGCGUCCCAAUCCGGUGCCUCUGGUUUUCAACGCCUGUCAUAGUGUGUGAGCAUAAUGACGCUGUCCGAGCGAACAACGCCGUAUUGAACCCAGAAGCUCGACAGAGUCUUCCUAAACUGGCCUUUACCGGAUUUCAAUCACGAUUCAAAGAGCCGAAGGAAAAAGAGGGCUUUCAAGAUGUCACAGAAGUCAAGUUCAAAUUCCGAGGCACCAAGGAGGAGUAUAUGCUUUGGGGCCAGUACUGGAUCUGA
Messenger RNA from Trichoderma atroviride IMI 206040, 1380 nucleotides. The record is from RefSeq and is a predicted model, not a curated record. Lineage: Eukaryota; Fungi; Ascomycota; Sordariomycetes; Hypocreales; Hypocreaceae.